Molecule: messenger RNA, 1242 nt
Organism: Punctularia strigosozonata HHB-11173 SS5
Lineage: Eukaryota; Fungi; Basidiomycota; Agaricomycetes; Corticiales; Punctulariaceae
Product: serum paraoxonase/arylesterase
Exons: 7
Coding region: 1-1242 (413 amino acids)
Source: RefSeq, a predicted model, not a curated record
AUGACAGGGGCCACCGUCACCGUUGGCUUAACCGCCCUCGCCAUCCUCCUUGGCAUCUAUCAAGUUCACUUCAAACCUAUCAUUACCGGUUUCGGUCUGGGGCGGGUCGUUGAACCUAAAGGAAACACUGACUGUCACACUGUCCCUGAUGUUCAAGCAUGCGAAAAGUUGGUGUUGCACCAACCAUCGGGAUCUGUCUAUUUGGCGUGCUCCACGCCGGCAAGCAGGGUUCAAUGGAUGCCUACGGUGAACCACUUCAAUGCUUCAGGAAUGAACGAUCAGGAUUAUGUUGCUGUUUACGAUCCCCCUGCGCGGAAAGUUACGCGCUUGAGCAUCACUGGUUUUGAGUCUCCCCGUGGUCUAUCGGUACACGGAAUGGACGUGGUUCCGUCCUCUACAGAUCCAUCACAACUCUUUGUGUAUGUCGUCAACCAUAGGGCGCCUCACGAUGGCCAAGACGCCAACCAGGUUGGCGCCGAUUCGUCCGUGGAGAUUUUUCGCACGUCGGUAGGAGGGUCAACGAUGGUACACGUUGCAACCGUCGAGGACCCAGUGAUCGUAACGCCUAAUGACCUCGUGGGGAGUCCUGACGGCAAAAGCUUCUGGUUCACCAAUGACCACGGCUCCAAGACAUCUCUGACUCGUCAUCUUGAGCACUGGCGCUUCAAAUUUGCGGCAUCUGUGGGCUAUUGCCAUCUCGACGAAGGUUGCAGAUUCGCGGUGCAGAAUCUCCCGGGAGCAAACGGAAUUGCGCGUAACAAGCACGACGUCUUCUACGUUGCGAACGACAGACACCCUGAGAUUCGGGUGCUGGAGAAACAGGCGGACAAUUCAUUGGUAGUAACCGACCUUAUUAAGCCAGGUGCAGACUAUCCCAUUGACAAUCUGGUCGUGGAUGAAAAUGGUUAUCUAUGGGCAUCUGGCACCGUCAAUUGUCUCCAGACAGUGUUCAAGCACUUCGAAGAUCCUUCCAUAAUCGCACCUUCUUCGGCUUUGCGUAUAUCACUCAACACCGGACGUGAUGCUUACUUCGGCGAGAAGUAUAAGAUUGAGAAGGGGAGCUUUUUCACCGCGCUUCUGACAUUUCUGCAGAUUUUCGAGGACGAUGGCGAACUCGCCCCUGGAGUAACCUCGGUUGCUUACGACGUCGACCGUAAACAGUUGUUCCUUCACGGCUUGGCGAGUCCUCAUUUGACGGUAUGCAACAUUGAGGUCUCCACUUCCAAUCAGGUGCAGCUGUAG